CUCACCUGUGCACCUCCUCACCUGUGCACCUCCUCACCUGUGCACCUCCUCACCUGUGCUCAUCUCCAUUGUCUUUUGUCUUUUCGGUUGGCGCAGUGUCUGUGCGGCUGUGUGUGGUUUUUGUGUGUUCGUUUGUUUAAUCCAUGGAGGCAGACGGUUCCCAGACGGCACCUUCAACGUUGUAGAAAUACUAGCUCCCUUGGUAUAGUGGAACGAGUGUAAAACUGAAAAGUGAUGAGGGCGAGUGUUUCUUAUCUCCGCUGAGCUGGAAGACACACUGCUGGAAUUUAAGGGAGGGAGCUGCUCUGCUCUUUUCAUCUGACUGGAAACUUUAUCAGCAGUCUGUCAACUGGAAUCACUUGGCAUAGUGUUUGCCAUUUCCCCGACAUCUCCCUCCUGCUGUCUUCUCACUGCUGAGGAAAACUAUCGAUACAUCAAGUGGGACCCCCGGACUGCAAGGUGCACACAUUCCUCGCAAAGCAACCUAUAGGAGAAGGCUGCAGCCGCCCAGCCUUUAAGGACUGACAUCACUGCAAGGGUGUGGCCCCAUGGCUCUGCAGGUGCUGGGUAUCAGCCUGUCCAUGAUAGGCGUUGCUGGGACCAUCCUGAUCUGCGCUCUGCCCAUGUGGAAGGUGACAGCGUUCAUCGGCACCCAUCUGGUGGUCAUGCAGGUGUUCUGGGAGGGUCUGUGGAUGACCUGUGUCAGCGAGUACACAGGGCAGCUGCAGUGUAAGCUCUAUGAUGCCCUGCUGGACCUGGAACCAGACCUCCAGGCAGCACGUGGCCUCAUCUGCAUCAGCCUGGUGCUGGGAUGUUUGGGAUUUCUCAUCUUUGUCCUGGGAGCUCGCUGCACCAACUGCCUGAGCCACCCGAGGAUCAAGGCUCGGCUUGUGGUGAGCUCCGGGGCCACCUUCUGCCUCGGAGCCCUCACCACUGUAGUUGCGGUUUCCUGGACGGCCAACUCCAUCAUCACCGACUUCCACAACCCACGUGUCCCUGAGGCGCUGAAGAGGGAGCUCGGAGCAGCCAUAUAUUUAGGCUUUGUGACAUCUGGGCUGCUGUUCUGUGGGGGAGCCAUUCUGUGCACGAGCUGCCCACCACAGAGGCCCAGACUACCCUCCAGUGGGUACACACUGGCCAGGACAGCCACACACAGCAGCUACGCCAUCAAGAACUAUGUGUGAAGUAUGGACUGAGGAGUGAACACCGA
Messenger RNA from Larimichthys crocea (large yellow croaker), 1210 nucleotides. It is a transcript of the gene cldnj, whose product is annotated as claudin j. The coding region runs from base 549 to 1184 and encodes 211 amino acids. The record is from RefSeq and is a predicted model, not a curated record. Gene Ontology annotation, cellular component: bicellular tight junction; membrane. Lineage: Eukaryota; Metazoa; Chordata; Actinopteri; Sciaenidae. The transcript is spliced from 5 exons. Gene Ontology annotation, molecular function: structural molecule activity.